AUGGGUUCCCCAGAUGUCGAAAAGCCGGACGGCUUGACCGCCGCUGUCAAGAUCCCUCAACUAAGCCCCGAUCCGCUUACCGGCCCCAUUCCGACGGCGGCAGCCCCUCUUCGACCCGUGGCUGCAGCAGAUGACGAGGUGAUGGAGAUGCCAACAUGGAAGAAAUGGGUAACGCUUGCGGUGGUUUGCUGGAUGGCCCUGCCCGUCACCUUCUCUGGUAGCUCCAUCUUGACAGCGACUUCCGAGGUUGCUGCCGACUUCAACGUCUCAACGCAUGCCAUUACCACAGCUAAUGCUGGCGUCUUCAUUGCCAUGGCUAUGUCUGCCUUGAUAUGGCUACCGACGAGUAAUAUCCUUGGUCGCAGAACGACUUAUCUCGUAGCCAACUGCCUCUUGACCUUGUGUUCGAUAGGAUCGGCGCUCUCAAAUAGCUUUGCCUGCUUCACAGCGAUUUGGGUCAUCGGAGGAACAACUGGUCCAUUCUUCCUAGUUGCAGGGCAAACCAUCUUGGCAGAUAUCUUUGAGCCUAGUCUUUCGACUGACGAGCUUUCAGCGCCGUUGACGGGAGCCGUCAUCGUGACCUUCACCAGUUGGCGAGUCAUCUAUGGGGUCCAGGCUGGCAUGACCUUUCUCGGUCUCAUCAUGGCCUUCUUCUUCGUGCCAAAAGCGAGCCAGCUGGCGCAUCUCAAGAUCGCCGUCGCAGAGAGAACUCCUAUUCGGUCUUUGGGCGACUUGGGCCACGCGUUCAAUCCGAUGGGCGUUCUCCGCCAGUUCAAGUAUCCCAACAUCGUUGCGGCGAAUUUCGCCUGUGGACUCCUGGGAUUCAACCAGUACGGCCUUUUGAGUUCCAUACGACGAGUCAUCAACCCUCGAUUCGGCCUUACUACGCCUCUUAUCAGUGGACUUUUCUAUCUUGCCCCCGGAGCGGGCUUUCUAAUGGGAAGCACGAUCGGCGGCAGAGUCUCAGACCACACCGUUAAGCGAUACAUCCGGAAGCGUAAUGGUCUCCGUUUGCCCCAGGAUAGACUCAAGAGCAGCUUGCCAGCAAUUUUCUUCGUUCUCCCUGCCGGUACUCUGAUUUACGGGUGGAGCGUGCAAAAGGAAGUCGGCGGAAUCGCUUUGCCCAUCGUCAGCUGCUUCUUUGAGGGUCUCGGCCUCAUGUGGUCUUUUAGCGGUCUGAACACAUACUCCGCCGAGGCAAUGCCGGAACGCAGGACAGCUGUCAUCAGUAGUAAAUACAUCGUUCAGUACAGUUUCGGAGCUGGCAGCGUGGGCGGUUUGGUGCCAAUGAUCGACGCCAUUGGGGUCGGCUGGUCUUUCACCAUCAAAUUCAGCGUUUCUCUCAAGCGCCAUCAAGAUGACUCUCACAUCCGCUUCAAGAACUUGCAGACAAGAAGUCCACCAACCGCCAUGGAGGUUUUGCAAUUAACAGAAGAGAUCAAUCGAGAUGGGGCUCACCGUCACCGGUCUUGGAGGCCCAACGCCACCCGUCUCGUCACUGUUCUGGAGAGAAUUUGUCAAUUUGCCCCUAUUGGCGACGUCCUUGUUGGAGGCGCCCAAAACCUCUUGGCGUCUGGGGUUUGGGCCACGGUCAGGAUGACUCUGGAGACUCAGGCGUACAUGUGCGAGUAUGUCAUUGUUUUCAUCAAAAUAUGCAAAAAGAUCACCAUCGACGCCCAUAAAUCAUUUGCGUCUCACCUCGCAACGUCUUUCACUUCCACCUUCGACUCGGUCUUCAAACCACUGGAAGACGACUUGCGAUCAUGGGGUCAGUUGAUUGAAAAUCGCGUAGCAGUACUGGUUGCAAAGGCCAAUGUUGAAAGCAAUUUGUCUUCUAUUGAGAGAUUCAGCCGAUUCCAGGUUAUGAUUUCCCGCGAUGCCGCUCAUCGGGACCGAGAAACGCGUGCGCAUCGACUUUUUGAAGCCUUGGCUCCCAAUCAGAAGGAGUUCGAGUCCAUUUGGACGAGGGAGCGAAAGAAGGGGACCUCUAGUUGGAUCCUAAACGACAAGAGCUACCAAGAGUGGCUGGACACAAAGACUUCAGCAACGUUGUGGCUGCAGGUCUGGCAAUGUGUACUGGUCCUGGAUGGCUUGGACGAAGAUCCUCUGGAAGAGGUGGAAUCAGUUCUCGACCUGGAAAGUUACAUAUCGGCCGAGGUCGAAAACUGGAAGCUCAUCAGGCCAAUAUCAAGCAGGCUUGAACAGCUAGUCAAGGAACAGCUACUAGUACGUUCUCAGGGCAUGUUUCUGUGGCUCUCACUGCAAAUUGAGGCCAUCUGCCCCAAGUACACUCGAGAACUUCGUUCUGAGUCUGAAAUUCUCGACAUCAUCAACAAUCUUCCCCGAAAUCUUCCACAGGCGUUUGAUCAAGCAAUUUUAAGAAUCCCGGACAUGAAGUACGGAUCGCGAGUUUUCCAGCUUAUCGCGUCAGCAGACCCAUGUCUUUCACUGGAUGAGCUUCGUGUGGCUCUGAACGUCCAACCCGGAUCCUCGAUCUGGAGUUCUUCAACUCUGCAUCCCUCCGGAUUCACUUUGGCCUCGACAUAUGGUGGCAGUCUAUUGGAGAUUGACGAGGAGGACUCAUGUAUCAGGUUCAUUCAUCACAGUGUCCUGUUACACCUCGUUCAAGCCCCGGCGUUGCCUGCAGCUUCUCCUUACCACUUUCAUCUGCAUCAAGCAGAGUUUGAACUCGGUGCCAUCUGUGUCACUUAUCUCAACUAUGGGGUAUUCGAGAAUAGCAUGUCACAUGCCCAGAAUGUUUCGUUUGACAAGAUUCCUGGCGAGCUAGAGCUUCCAACCUCCGACGCCGUCGUCGUCAAGGAAGUCCUUCGGAUUACACUCACAGUGAUCAAACAGUAUAAAGUGGACCUGGAAACAUCAACAGCGGAGGCCUACCCCAUUAUCUCAAGACUAAAUGAACUACACCACCACUACCUACGCCACGAGUUCUUCCUAUCGGGAGAAGACGCUGGGCUCCUGGUCCCCACGUACCUACUACAUAUGGGUCUCGAUGUACCAGUGCUCAAUUCUUUAGUCGAAAUGGAGUGCCUGCCUUUUGGCACCGGCGAUAAAUAUUGCCAGUUCAAAGACCCAGUUGCCGUCGAAAUGGCUCUCGGUACCAUCGCCCGACAUGGGAUACCAAGAGUUCUACUUUUCCUUCAACAAGAAAGUCAAGAGGAAGCGGAAAGGGACAGAUGCAUCAAAUCUGCGCUACUUCUUGCGCACUAUCUUCCCAGCAUUGAUACUACCCUUAGCAAUGGUUCCACCAUUUUACAUACCGCUAUCAAGUAUGGAUUUGAGGACCUUGCAGAAACACUGCUCAAAGACCGAGGAGCAGAUCCAGACGGCGCCCGUCUCCAGGGCAUCUCCAGCCCCUUGCAGCUGUGUCUUCAAAAGAAGUUCAGGCACCUAGCUGUAAUACUGACCCAAAUGGGGGCUGACAUCAUCGCGACGCCAGACAACGGCCUUCCUCCAUUCUUUUUAGCCAUGGGUUUACGUGAUUUGCGGCUUUUUGAUGCAAUGUGGCACGGAAAUCCCCAUCGAUCAUCGCGCCAAUACGGUCCAAAGAAAGAAACAGCGUUCCAAUUUGCGUGCAGGGUCUACUGCGAUCCGAUUAGCAAAGACUAUCCAGACAUCUCAGAUGCUCUCGAUAAUAUCCUCGCCAAGGACCCCGACGUGAACCGUCCCAACGGUGACGGUGAAACCCCGCUGAUGAUCACUGCCAUGACGGGCAAUCUUGAGUUGAUGGUACGACUCUUAGAUCAAGGGGCGGAUCCAACACUUGCGGGUGUUAAUGGGGCAACGCCUCUUCAUCUGGCAGUGGAGGAUACAGUUGCAAAGCUGCUUGAGGUUGGUGUUGACCCGAACAAGGUGACACCUGAUGGCGUAUCACCGCUCAUGGUGGCCUCACUCCUAGGCGACAUUGCUGCUGUCAAGACCCUCCUUCACGGUGGUGCGCUGCGUUUCCAGGCUGUCGCUGGUGCGGGUCCUCUGUCAGAGGGUGGAAAGGCACUCUUCAGAAUGUCAAAGAGAUACCCGAGAUUCUACGACGCGGAAAGCUCUACUCGCAAUGCAACAAUAGACAAGAUCGAGGCAGGUGAUACAGCCCUCUCACUCGCCAUAGCUCGGCUGGAGUUUAUGACUGGCGAUAAGGAGCAAAUCAGUCGUCUACGUCAGAUUGUGAAGGACACUGUCAAUAAGGAUGCCCAGAACAAAGUCAGGGCAAAGGUCACGCAUAUCACGGAACGAUGGGAUGACUUCGAGACGAUUGUGCUUGAAUUGCUCUCACGGAAUCGCGACCCGUUGAGUGGUUGA
Molecule: messenger RNA, 4314 nt
Organism: Colletotrichum lupini
Lineage: Eukaryota; Fungi; Ascomycota; Sordariomycetes; Glomerellales; Glomerellaceae
Product: major facilitator superfamily transporter
Exons: 11
Coding region: 1-4314 (1437 amino acids)
Biological process (GO): transmembrane transport
Molecular function (GO): protein binding; transmembrane transporter activity
Source: RefSeq, a predicted model, not a curated record